CUUGUGCGCAUGUCAGAACUUGGCAAAUAGCUACGGUGUUAAUUAAUUCUCACCUGUAAUUUGCCCAUUUUUCCCCCCGGAUAUUGUCUUCCCUCUCGUCGUGGCUUGCAGUGUUUGUUUCCACAAAGAUGGUCGCUCUUAGAGGACUUUAUCACAGAUUCUCCCGCCUGGCAAAAGUUGCAGCUCAAACAAAAUUCAGGAAAUAUGACACCAUAACUGCAGGCAUCAGGACGGACCAAAAGGACUUCCCUUCCAGGCAGGAAGUGGCAAGCCAGGCAGUGUCAGAUGGAGAGCUGAACAUGUCUGCACGGGGCUGUGGAGGAAGCAGUUCAAGUCUACCCGGGACUCCCGGUGGAGAGGCUGGCCCAGCCAGCGGUGUACUGAGCUGGGCUGUUUCAUUUGAGAAGCUGUUGGAGGACCCCUGCGGAGUACACUGCUUUACGUCCUUCCUGAAGUCUGAAGUGAGUGCGGAAAACAUUUUAUUCUGGCAGGCUUGUGAAAACUUCAGGAAGAUCUCAGCAACCUCCUUGGAUGAGCUCAAAACAGAAGCUCGCACCAUCUACAACACCUACCUGUCUGACAGCGCUCCCUACUCGGUCAACAUCGACGACACAGCCAAGACAGAGGAGAAGGACCUGGAACAGCCCACACCUGAUAUGUUCAGCAAGGCUCAAGCACAGAUAUUUAAACUGAUGAAAAUGGACAGCUAUAGGCGCUUUGUGCGCUCUCCUCUCUACCAGAGCUGCACUUUGGCAGGUGUAGAAGGUAAACUUCUAUCUCAGCCGGCCCGGAUGGGAUCCUGGGAGGAUGUUGCCACCAGAGGCCCCUCACUCAGUGGCAAGAAGGGCAAGACGUCAGACUCUAACAGCUUGGCUGGUGGCAGGAGUGCUUCAGAGAAACAGCGUCAGAAAAGAGGAUCCUGGGGAGAUGCAUCCAACAACAAUGGUUUAGUCCCCCGAAAAGAGUUCAGUAAUAUGUCGGUCAAGUCGAGCAGCAGUGUGGAGCUCGGCUCCCUCUACAGGCAGAUAGAGAAUGGCAGAUCGAGUCCCCGGUCCCCAGAGCAGGGUGGUGGAGGUGGGGUUCGAUUAGGGAUGGAGGGGGGCUACUGCUGCGUCUACCUACCUGAUGGCAGUGCCUCCCUGGCUCCCACACGUACUGGCCAGCCCAUCAAAGACAUGUUGGCUAGCCUGUGUGAGAAGAGAGGCUUCCCACUAAAAGAUGUCAUCAUCUAUCUGCAUGGCAAGGACAAGCCCUUAUCUCUGGACCAGGACUGCUUCGUACUGAGAGAUCAGCAGGUCUCUCUAGAACUCAGGGUGACGUUUGCGCUGGAGAUUGCCUUCACUGGUAAGACCGUGGGGAUCAUGGUUAAAUCCAGCAAGACGCUGCAGGACGCCCUCUCUGCUGUGCUACAGAAACACCAUCUCAAACAGCAAGAGGCCCUGGUCACCAUGGUUGGAAGCAAUGAGCCUGUGAACAUGAGCAGCACGGUGUUCAAACUGGCCAAUAAGACGAUACGACUUGACAAAAUCAAAGGAAAAGACAUUUCCAGAGCUGGUGGUACAGCUGCAGCCCCACAGACAGGAGCAGUGAGUGCAGGCGAUCUGGAGGCCAGAUCAUCUCAGCAGACAGACAGAGUCAGGACUCAGCCCAGGCCCAGUAAGAACCGCGACAUAGACGGCUUUCUGGACAUGCUGACAAGAGCUCAGUGCUGCAGGGUUGAUGACCAACGAGGCCUUUUGACCAAAGAGCAGCUGGAGGUGCCUCAGUUCCUGCAGCUGUCCUCAGACCAGGGCCGGGACACGGUGCCGAACGAGGACAGCACAAAAAGCUCCACCGCUGAAGACUACAAAAAGGUCAAAAAAGAAGACAAGACAUCAUUAACUUCAAGUUCAGCCGGAGCAGCGGAGGGAACCCCCGACUCUGAUCAAUCUGAAGCCAAAGACUUGAAAGAAACGGCAGUGUGAAAGGCUGUCAUGUGCGAGGUGGAAAAACUACAACAGAACAUCAUGUUACCAGUCACAUCAGAAGACAAAUGUUCAAGCACUUUUAAUAAUUGUUUACAAAUAAGCUCUGAGACUGCAGUGUGAGAUCAUCCCUGCUAAUAGUGACUGGCCUUUUGAGGCAGUACUUAAAGGAGAAGAAAGAUCAUGGCAAGCAUUUAUAGUGUCAUUUCAAAACACUACACAUCUUAAUGAGAAAAAUAUUUCCUGUGACUUGCUUAGCUGAUUGUAUGAAGAAAUGUUUGAAAAGUUCCCUGAUAUUUUAAUGCUGUACACUUUGCAGUUGACAUUGCUUUUAUUUCUUACAAUUCCACAGUGCUUUUCGCCAAACUCUAAGCAAAAACUUGUUUCUUCACAGGGCUUUCCAGAAAAGAUGUAGAAAUGUAUUGCACUAUUAUUUUCUUCUGAAUUAAGAUUGAAUUUUUUUUCUUUUUUCCACAGAGAUAUGUUUUAAAUAUUUUAAAUAACCAGUUUUCAUUUGUUUGCUCACUUGCUGUUUUCAAAUGUGUGUUUGUGGUACUUAAAUGCGUUUUGUUGUUUGCUGUGAUAGCACUUUGAAAAGUCCUGUGUUAAGUCCUGUGUUCCUGUCACCUCAGACUGCAUCUCAGGGUUCAGAUCGUGAAUUAGUAAUGUCAUAUUAGAAGGAAUGAAUCAGAUGUAAGUAGACGAGAAUUAAAGUGAUUCAUGAUGAAA
Scatophagus argus is the source of this 2693-nucleotide messenger RNA. RefSeq names its product regulator of G protein signaling 14b (gene rgs14b). Gene Ontology annotation, molecular function: GTPase activator activity. Gene Ontology annotation, biological process: signal transduction. Lineage: Eukaryota; Metazoa; Chordata; Actinopteri; Scatophagidae. The coding region runs from base 129 to 1964 and encodes 611 amino acids. The transcript is spliced from 16 exons. The record is from RefSeq and is a predicted model, not a curated record.